This is a messenger RNA of Coffea arabica (coffee), 3551 nucleotides long. Lineage: Eukaryota; Viridiplantae; Streptophyta; Magnoliopsida; Gentianales; Rubiaceae. The record is from RefSeq and is a predicted model, not a curated record.
GACACAGAGGCGGAGAGAGCUCAGAGGAGCACAGAAAUCGAAAAACCCAUUUCCCGACAAAAAGCCAAAAAAAAGAAAGAAACCCGAAAAAGAUCCAUGCCGCCCCCGCCCAACAACGUCAACCGUUCUCGUGCUUUGGCUGCUUUACUUUCUUCUCUGGUUUCCCAGCUCCUCUUGCUUCUUCUCCUCUUUUGCCCUUCCUCAACCCCUUUCUCUCUUCUCAAUUCCUUUUCCUCCACCCACCAAUUCUUUUUCCCUCUCCUCCACCAUUUUCUCUCCACCUCGGAAACUUCCGCCACUUUUUCCCUUUUGUCCUCUUUUUCCAGAAAACGCAAGCGGACCCAUUCUCCAAACUCCGAUGACCCGACCCAUGCCAACGCGGUGUCAGGGUCCGCACCCGACUCUGUCAUCCCGAAGAACCCAGAUUCCUACAAGCAAACUUUCAAGAUGAAUUGCUCAACUUUCGAGUGGCUGUGUGGCCUCCUCGAACCCCUUCUCGAAUGCCGGGACCCGGUUCAGUCCCCACUUAAUCUCCCCGUUGAGACCCGACUGGGAAUCGGACUUUUCCGACUCGCCACCGGAUCGAGUUACCAGGAAAUUUCCCGGCGGUUCCGCGUCUCGGAAUUGAUAGCCAAAUUCUGCGUCAAACACUUGUGCCGCGUUCUCUGCACCAAUUACCGAUUCUGGGUCGGGUUUCCAGCUGAGAACGAGCUUUAUUCCGUGUCAACUCAGUUUGAAAAGCUCGGUGGAUUGCCCAACUGCUGCGGAAUUAUUAAUUGCGCGAGGUUCAAGGUCAAAGGCUCUGAUUCAGUUUUAAAGUAUUCCCAUCUGGAAGACACAGUAGCUGCUCAAUUAGUGGUUGAUGCAUCAUCCAGAAUUCUGAGCAUUACAGCCGGUUUUCGCGGUAACAAGAGUAAUUUAACCGUCCUAAAUUCAUCAAGCUUGUAUAAAGAUACCGAAACAGGAGCUCUACUGCACACGCGGACGCUGUACAUAAAUAAUGUAGCUGUACCCCAGUAUUUGAUCGGGGGUGGUGGUUACCCUUUACUUCCUUGGUUGUUAGUCCCCUUUGCUGACCCUUUAGGAGGGUCUAGUGAAGAAAAUUUUAACAAUGUGGUAAAGAUCAUGUGUGUUCCGAUGCUUAAAACCAUAGCGAGUUUGAGGGGAUGGGGUGUUUUAAGCGGGCCAAUUGAUGCAGAGUUUAAGACAGCAGUAGCUAACAUUGGUGCUUGCUCUAUUCUUCACAAUAUGUUGCUUGCUAGGGAGGAUUAUUCAGCUUUUUGUGAUGAAGUUAGUGAAUUUAGGGUGGAUGAUCAGAGCUUUGAUUAUACUUUGGAUGAAAAUUUGAAUGAGAAGGGGUCUGCUAUAAGAACUGCACUCUCCACUAUAUCGAAGAGAGUUUAAUCUUAUUGGACUAUGUAGGAAGACUGAAAGAUUGAUCACAUUAAGGCAGCAACGAAGGGAGAUCAUAUAGAAAAGGGCUGUUAAUUGGACUGCGGUCAACAAUUUUGUGGGACGUAGCUAAGCACAGUUUUUUGUUCCUUCUUCCUUUCUUAUUAGAAAGUAGGGGGUACGCAUAGUCUGUAUAAAAUGAUCACAUUUUUUGUCGCUCAACUUGGUUUAAUUCAACAGAUACUUUUUUUUAAUGUAAAUAAAAUCUAAUUUUUUCUGAAUGUUAUUUUUCUAAAUAUUGUUUUCAUACCUAGGUCUCUUGCUGUUAAGGCUGUAAUGAUUUUUUUUUUUUUGUUUUUUCUUAUCAUCUCUGAAUGUGAGUAUCACCUAUUAGGUGUUAUUAAUUACCAAGUUCAAUUAGUUUACCUCCAUGACCUUGACUAUUAUGAGAAGCAUUGCGUAUUCUUAGUUGCUUUUGGUGCUAAUAAAAUCCCCUUUCUUACCCUUGGUAUGCAUGAACAAUGUUACCUUAGUAGGAGAAAUCUGGGUGAAUAUGUGGCUGACUUUACUACAGUUCAUAUUCAUUGCUAAUUGAGGUGUAUUAGAACACUGCUGUUCACUACUCCUUCCAGUCAGGAAACUAUAUGUGUCUUUAUCCUUCCAAGCAGUUGCUUUAACCGUGAUGUUUGGAUUGAAAUUAAAUGAAUGAGCGAGAUGUUGUGAAGCUCAAGAUUCAAGUGAUGCAUUUGUUUGGCUAUUCCUUUUUGUUAUAGUUGAGCUGCAAGUCUUCGUGUGGCCAAUCUCCAUUAAAAUUUUUAUCAUCGAGCACUGACAUCUAAUUGAAUUUUUUUUUUUUUAAUGAAGUUAACGUGCUUUGCUAAAACUUGAGGAAGUGUAGUUUUGCAACUUUUCAAAGUGAAAGUUCCAACUUUUAGCUGAAAUUAACUGCAAUUGAAGGCAGAUUCACUUGAGUGCCAUCCGACUGAUUGCAUUUGAGAACUGGUUGUAUAAUUUCCUGCAAUUUCAAGCUGAAGUGACGUAGCCCUGGGGAGGAAUGAAACCUUUUUGCUAUAUCUGGAUUACUUGCAUUUGAACUGGCGCAAAAUGGUUGAGCAUGAGACAUGUUGCAAUGUUACUUGCAUAGUUUACAGUUUGGACAGCAUAGAAUUCUCGGAUCUCAGAGUUAACUUGCGUUGAUAUUUCAGCCUAUUACUUCAUUAUGUGGAAAAAUGCUACAUUUCUGAUCCUUAUCUUGAACUAGUUUUGGCUCCGAUACGGUCAUCCCUGAACUGUCAGUCUGUUUAAUGAUGCUCCACAUGACUUGUUUUAAGUAGAAGGUGUGCAGUUCGUUAGGUUAGGUUCCCCUCUGCAAUGAUCAUGCAUAUAUAUCUUGCAUUCAGUGGAUCAAUCUGAGUGGUAAAUGAAAACAAAAAAAAGGAAGGGGCAAAUUCUCAGAUUGUUGCAUCUACCAAAUAUACAUUGUGUCUACUGUGCUUGUUAUCUUUUAGGUACCGAGCAACUUACUUACCGCAACUACUGAAGCAUCACCUACAACAGAAGUCGUCUAUAGAGCCUUGGUGCUGAGCAGAAUUAUGGCCUGUUGAUGGGGUGAUCCUACUGUCUGAGAGGAGUUAUGGUUACUCAUAUCAUUCUUGCAAAUCAGCUGCUUCAACUGCAGAUUCUCUUUACUUAUUAUUCUCUUGAAAGGGAGAGAAUCUUUAAAUGAUGGACCAGCUCCUUCGGCACUCUUUCUUCUUGUGAUCUCACAUUGAAGAGAGAUGUUUACUACGGCAGCUAAAAGGAAAGCUAGGUUUCUUGGUGUGUAUCCACUCCUGUUUUGUGCAAGGAACUUAAAUAAAUCCUCAGAUCAAUGUUCUUAAUACAACCUUCUUGACCCAGAUUGCUGCAAGAGUUUAUCCGCUGCUUGGGUUACAUUAGUUGAUCCUGACCAUUGGUGGCAGGAGGAAAAGGGAAAGCAAUGAACUAUCUUUCACAGGAAAUUUGAGAAAAUGAGAUUAGACAUGUUAGAGAACUUGCAUUUGGUUCUGUGAAUAAGCUGGUAUAACAUCGAUUGCCAUGAAAAUUGGCUAAUAUAUGAUGAGAUAGUAAUUCAUUCAUAAGGGAAUGAUGAAAUGUAAACAUCUUGUUUAGAGAGUGAA